Molecule: messenger RNA, 2435 nt
Organism: Mastomys coucha (southern multimammate mouse)
Lineage: Eukaryota; Metazoa; Chordata; Mammalia; Rodentia; Muridae
Gene: Chaf1b
Product: chromatin assembly factor 1 subunit B
Exons: 14
Coding region: 199-1917 (572 amino acids)
Biological process (GO): DNA replication-dependent chromatin assembly; nucleosome assembly
Cellular component (GO): CAF-1 complex; nucleus
Molecular function (GO): protein binding
Source: RefSeq, a predicted model, not a curated record
GGCGGCUCCGAGUGGACCUAGUCAGUGCAGUCUCUGCCUGCGCGAGCGCUUUAGCUGAAGAUUGCGGAUGUCUGGGCCGCGGCGUCGCCAGCAGCUUCUGCGCUGCUUACCCGGCUCGCCCUUGCUGUUCCAGGGUCCCUGUUGAACUCUUUGGUAAGGUUUCCAGCCUCUCCCUUUGCCUGGCGGAGACUCUGGAGGAUGAAAGUGAUCACGUGUGAAAUCGCCUGGCACAACAAGGAGCCAGUGUACAGCCUGGACUUCCAGCAUGGGGCAGCCUGGAAGAUCCACAGGCUGGCAUCCGCGGGGGUGGACACCGCCGUCAGGAUCUGGAAGGUGGAGAAGGGGCCAGAUGGGAGAGCCAUUGUGGAAUUCCUCUCUAAUCUUGCUCGGCACACCAAAGCUGUCAAUGUUGUACGCUUUUCUCCAACUGGGGAGAUUUUAGCAUCUGGAGGAGAUGAUGCCGUCAUUCUGUUGUGGAAGAUGAAUGACAGCAAGGAGCCGGAGCAGACUGCUUUUCAAGAUGAAGAUGAGGCUCAGCUGAAUAAGGAGAACUGGACUGUAGUAAAGACCCUGAGGGGCCACUUAGAAGAUGUGUAUGAUAUUUGCUGGGCGACCGAUGGGAAUUUGAUGGCCUCUGCCUCUGUAGAUAACACAGUUAUCAUAUGGGAUGUCAGUAAAGGGCAGAAGAUUUCCAUUUUCAACGAGCAUAAAAGUUACGUGCAAGGAGUAACCUGGGAUCCCUUGGGUCAGUACAUCGCCACCCUGAGUUGUGACAGGGUACUGCGGGUCUAUGGCACCCAGAAGAAGCGUGUGGUUUUCAACAUUUCAAAGAUGCUCUCGGGUCAGGGGCCUGAAGGAGAGGCAAGAAGUUUCCGGAUGUUUCAUGACGACAGCAUGAAGUCGUUCUUCCGAAGACUCAGUUUUACUCCAGAUGGGUCUUUGCUCCUCACUCCAGCUGGAUGUAUGGAGUCUGGUGAGAAUGUGACAAACACCACUUAUGUGUUCUCCAGGAAACACCUGAAAAGGCCAAUCGCCCACCUUCCGUGCCCUGGGAAAGCGACUCUUGCUGUCCGCUGCUGCCCUGUAUACUUUGAACUGAGGCCGGUGGCGGAGACAGAGAAAGCGUCAGAGGAGCCCAGCCCCGAGCUGGUGAGCCUGCCCUACCGGAUGGUGUUUGCAGUGGCCUCCGAGGACUCUGUAUUGCUGUAUGACACACAACAGUCUUUCCCAUUUGGCUAUGUGUCUAACAUCCAUUACCAUACCCUGAGUGACAUUUCCUGGUCCAGCGAUGGGGCCUUCUUGGCCGUUUCCUCCACGGAUGGUUAUUGCUCAUUUGUGACCUUUGAGAAAGGUGAACUUGGCAUACCUUUGAAAGAGAAGCCAGUUUUAAGCAUAAGAACUCCUGACACAGCAAAGAAAACCAAGAACCAGACACACCAGGGAUCUUCACCAGGAUCCAGAUCAGUCGAAGGAACCCCUGGCAACAGAAUCCAAGACCCCAGCAGCCCCUGCACCACCCCCCCACCAAGCACACAGUCCCCGGCUCCGGCUCCCAUCAAGGACAGCCCCUCAGCCAUCCCAGCUGCCAAAGGCUCCUUGCCACGGCCUUCAGAUGAGAAGACCCUCCAGCCUGCUAGUCAGAACAUGAAAGCACCCCAACCCCGCAGGGUCACACUGAACACGCUGCAGACCUGGGGCAAGACAGCCCCCCGGAGAAUAAACUUAACACCAUUGAGAGCAGAUACUGGGCCAAAUCUGUUGCCCAGUUGCGGGACCGUCCCCUCCACAGAAGAGGGCCAGCCAGAGGUUCCUGGAGAGCCCCAGGAGGAGCCUCCCGAACCGAAGAGGCCCAGGCUUGAGGGACAUGAAGGAGAUACCCAAAGCCUGGGCCCCGAUGAGGCUUCCAAGUCCACCUGAGCCUGCUAUGGCCAGGCGCCGUGUGCAGAGGCGGCAAGGCCAACACUCAGAGGCUGGAGAUGGUGAUGGUGACCAAAUAAACUCUCGUGAAUUGGCUCACAGAAAGUGUGUAUGCUGACUUUGUUGCAGCAGCCUCUGUACCCUUGGUCUCAUGGGCCUCUUUUGGAUGGGUUUCUGAGACUGGAAAACCUGAUCUGCACUUCCUUUCACUCGACAGACUUUACACGCUUGUAUACUGCCCACCUUGGUAGAGGGAAGGGCCAGGAGAAAAGACAGGGGUCAUCUGUCCUACAAAUGACAAGAAAUUCAAGUGGGAGCAUGCAGUGCUCCCAGUGGCCACUGGAGGUCACUGUGCCCACUGACUGCUCAGAGGGCUGGAUGGUUGCCCUUCAUCACCCUCAAUCUGAGCCUGCCUUUGUGGAAGAUCAGGCAAGAGGUCUCACACCUAGAGUUGUGGAUCUGGUGGCUGCACCUUUGACCCCAGUCGGCUGGGCUCAGAAAACAAGAUAACAUCAGUC